AUGGAAGGCAACGCUGUUUGUACAGAACCUAACACAUCCGAUGACACACUAAAAAUCGCCGGACCUGCCUCUUCCUUAUUUGGCGGUUCUUCACAAAGUCCAUUCGAUACUUUAUUUCCUCCUACAAAUGUUUCAAAAGCUUCCAACGACUCAAUUGCAAAAACAUCGCAACCUAUAACACAAUUUGACGACUCAGCUUCGUCCUUCUUUGACAAUUUUAUCAGUGAGAAUGAACCUCAGAUGACUAAAUCACAAGUGGAGUCAAAUUAUUCAUUUUAUGAUUAUUCAAACAUUUCUUCAAAUGCUGAUUCCACUAAUGACCGUUCAAUAAAUACGACGGUCACGCAACAGUAUAGCACAGAGAAUAAUUAUAUGUAUUAUAAUGAACAAUAUACUUCCAUACAAGCUAAUGGCAACAAUGACAAUAGUGACAAUAAUAAUAAUGACAGCAGUAAUGGCGAGGGAACGAUAGAUCAAACAAACAAUUCUCAGUAUUACGAUUAUACAGGUUAUAGUGGUUAUGAGAAUUCAUCAUAUUCAAAUGGUCAAGAUAAUUCACAAUAUUAUAAUUAUUCUCAACAACAGUAUUAUGAUCCAACUCAAAAAUAUGAUCCUUCGACUUAUAAUUCUUAUUAUUAUAAUCAAAAUCACGAUCCUAAUCAAAGUUACGAUCCUAAUAAAAGUUACGAUCCUAACCAAAGUUACGAUACUAAUCAAAGUUACGAUCCUAACCAAAGUUACGAUCUUAACCAAAGUUACGAUACUAACCAAAGUUACGAUCCUAACCAAAGUUACGAUCCUAACCAAAGUUACGAUCCUAAUCAAAGUUACGAUCCUAACCAAAGUUACGAUCCUAACCAAAGUUACGACCUUAACCAAAGUUAUGACCUUAACCAAAGUUACGAUCUUAACCAAAGUUAUAAUCCAACUUCUGUAGAAUUAGAAAGUCACCAGCCCAAUAAAGAUUAUGAAGAAAGUCCAUCUUCUGUAGAAUUAGAAGGUCACCAGCCUAAUAAAAAUUAUGAAGAAAGUCCAACUGUUGUGGAAAGUCACGAACCUAACCCAACUACCGUAGAAUUGGAAAGUCACGAUUCUAAUAAAAAUUAUGGAGAAAGUCCAACUGCUGUAGAAUUAGAAAGUCACGAACCUAAUCCAACUACUAUAGAAUCAGAAAGUCAUGAACCUAAUCCAACUACUAUAGAAUCAGAAAGUCACGAACCUAAUAAAAUUUAUGAAGAAAGUCCAGCUACUGAAGAAUUAGAAAGUCACGAACUUAAUAAAAAUUAUAAAGAAAGUUUAACUGCUGAAAGUCACGAGCCUGAUAAAUUUUAUGAUGAAGGUCUAACUGCUGUAGAAUUAGAAAGUUACGAGCCUAAUAAAAAUUACGAAGAAAUUCCAACUGCAUUAGAAUUAGAAAGUCACGAGCCUAAUCAAAAUUAUGAAAAAAGAAGUUCAAUUGCUGUAGAAGAUGAAACUCAAAAGAUAGAUGGUUUAAUAGGUUGUUCAUACCCUCAAUGUACAGGGGAAAACAAAGCCACUGCCAAAUUUUGUUCGGAAUGCGGGCGACCAAUAAAUAGCGUAUCUCGAACUACCACACCAGCAACAAAUAAUAAUAAUACAUUUUACACAACGGAUCCUUAUAAUAAUGAACUAAAUAAUCAUUCAAGACAUUCAUUUUCAUCUCUUCCAUAUAAUAAUACACAGGCAUCUUAUUCCGCAUCAUCGUUUACAUCCAUGGGUCAUCAUUCUUCUUCACCGGGAUUAGACGCACAAAAAAUUAACAAGGCAAUAGGGUAUCCGAUUAUGGCAUUUGGAUUUGGAGGAAAGAUAUUUACCAUGUUUCCUCGUACAGUGCAACGUUUCACUAGCACGGAGCAAGAUGUGCCUAUUACGAAAUGUGCACCUAGUGUAUUUACAAUCCGUAUAUUAAAAGAUAUUAUUCCUUUACCAGAUAUCGAAGAGUAUCCUGGUCCUUUGCUAAUGGACAAUAAUAAGGGUGGUGUGAAAGCGAAGAAAAAACUUGUAUUAAAAUACAUCGAAGAUCAGAUUAAUGUUGCUAAGGAAUCCUUGAAUACAUUUGUCGGUGAAGAAAUUGAAAAGAAAAAAUUGGAAGCCACAACAAUUAUAUGGGAAAUAUUAAAAAUCAUGUUUGAAAAUGAAGGUGCUCUUUCUGGAAGUCCAAAAGUUGAAGAAAGUAUACGUAGUAUUUUGGUCCCUUCUGCAUAUACUCCCAAAAAUAGUGAUUCAAACUUUACCAUUCCCGCCGAUUCAAGUUUUGAUUCGCCACCAGAUGAACCAUCUUCAUCUUCUAUUAUAUACACAAUUUCUCCUAAAGAAAUUGACAUUUUACAAGAUCUUUUACUCAAAGGUGAUCGCGUAGCUGCUAUAAAUCAUGCAAUGAAUGAAAAUUUAUGGGCUCAUGCUCUAAUCAUUGCAAGUUGCGUUAAUAAGGAACAAUGGAAAGAGGUUGUAAGCAGUUUUAUAAGACAUGAAAUAGGUUCACAGAAUUGUAAUUCGGAUGGGAAAGAAAGUUUGAGAGUUUUAUAUUCAUUGUUUGCUGGGCAUGGUCAAAAUUCUGUCAAACAAUUUGCACCUCAUUCAGCUUUACUCAAUCGUGUGACUCAUUCAUCAGCUACUGGUGUAUAUCCUCUUAAUCCCACCAUCACUACAAAUAACAAUCCUCAAAUGGGAACUAUUAACAAUACACAAUAUUUGUACUCACCUUCGACUGAAAGUGAUAUUCCUUUUGAAAGUUUAGAAAAAUGGCGUGAAACAUUGGCAAUGAUUUUGGCUAAUCGUUCGCCUGGAGAUAAUCAAGCAAUUACUGUAUUAGGGGAUAUGUUAAAAGAAUGUGGUUGGAUUCAAGCAGCUUGUGUUUGUUACAUUUUAUCUCCACAAACGUCUCUUCAUUCUGGAAUUGAUACACCUAAUUCACGUUUCACACUUGUGUGUCAUGACCAUUUUCAGGAUCCCUCAUUUAAAGAUUUGAAAGCAUUACGACUUAGUGAGAUUUAUGAAUUUGGACUUUCAUUAAAAAGUAAUGAGGGUGGAUUGCCGUUUUUACAACCUUAUAAACUUCUUUAUGCAUGGUGGUUGGCAGAUUUCGGAUAUUUGAAUGAAGCUAGAAGGUAA
Diversispora eburnea is the source of this 3132-nucleotide messenger RNA. NCBI's taxonomy places the organism in Eukaryota, Fungi, Glomeromycota, Glomeromycetes, Diversisporales, Diversisporaceae. The record is from the annotation of a GenBank genome assembly.